AGAAAUGAAAACAAUGAUGAGACAUUCCAUGAAAGAUGUAAAAAGAUGAUUGAAGAUCAAAAGUGCAAGCAUACAGACCUUCUUCACAAGUUCCAGAAGCUUGAGCAGGAACAUGAACAUUUAGUGGAACGGAAUGAAGAAUUAGAACUUCUUUUGGGAGAGACUCAAAAUCAAACCAAGGAAGAGAGAAAACAUUUUGAAUAUCAUAUUGAAAAACUUCAAAGGAAAAUCUCCAGCUCAGAGACUGAGUUAUCCAAAAUACAAGAAGGCAAAAGAGAAACUGUUAUGAAAAGCCAAGAAACUGUUACAAAAGCAGAAGACUUCCAAGAGAUAGUGAUAAUGAACCAAGAGGAAAUUGAAGUACUUCAAAGUAAGUUAUCAGAAGAAAAAGCAUGGAGAAAACAAUUGUCAUCUGACCUUAAAAAGGCACAGAAGCUUUUGCAGGCUGAAAGUCAGGAAUUAGAAAGAUCAAAGUCAGAACUUUUGUAUCUUUUUAAUAAAAUUCAAAGUCUUCAAGGGGAAAGAGAAGACAAACAUUUUUUUUUCACAGCAUAUGAAGUACUACAAAGAGAGAAUGCUUUUUUAGAAACAAAGGUCUUGAAACUUUCACGACAAUGUGAGCACUUAAAUCAGUUAGCUAUGGGGGUAAAAGCUGCAGAUGCUAAAGCAGUGAUAAAUCCAGGAAUGUCUAAAGAUGAUACACUUGAAGAACCAAGUCAGAGCCUGAAGGGGGAAAGACAGCAACCAUGUCCUGAAUUAGCAGAAGGUAGCAGACAGAUGGACAUGCUAAAGGAACCAUUGAAGGGGGGCUGUCAUCCAAAAGAGAUGGAAAGGGAAGAACAUCCUCAACAGGAACAAGAUGUAAAUGCUGAGAGGCAGCAAUUUAAUAGCAAGUCUGAGGAGGCAAGGCUUAGAGAAGACUUGAACCAGCUGAGUAAACAAUUUCUCCGUUCUCCCAGUUCUGGAGAUAGUUCAGAUGACAGUAGCAAACAGAGUUUGCUAGAGAAAAGCUUGAGAUAUCAACAGCAGGAAGAAGAGCUGCAGAAGCUUCGACAGAACUUGCAAAGAGUUCAGACUCUGUGCAGCUCAAUUGAAAGAGAGCUCCAGUUUGAACGGACAAAAAACUUUGAUUUAAAGCAGCAGAAUAACUUACUUCAUGAAGAGAGCAUGAAGAUCAAAGCUGAAUUGAAGCAGGCCCAGAAGAAACUACUAGAUAGCACAAGUAUGUGUUCUUCCAUCACGGCAGACUGGGAAAGUAGUCAGCAGAAAGUAAGAGAGCUUGAACAAGAAAUGCUUAAGCAAUCUGAGAAUAUUCAAUCACAAAGCAAUUUAUAUGAAAAACUUGCUCAAGAGAAAACCAGAGUGGCUUAUGCAGAGAAAAAGGUCUUGGAACUCCAGGAGAAAUUAGAAGCUGCAAAUGAGUCUUGUACAAAAACUUGCAUUUUAGAUAAAAAGCAGCUUGAAGAAGCGGUAAAAGAAGCAAGAAAAAAUGAGGCCAAACUAAAAAUGCAGUAUCAAGAAGAACAACAGAAGAGGAAACUACUAGAUCACAAUGUAGAUGAACUACAACAACACAUACAAUAUUUACACGCUAAAGAGACUCUUAUGGAACAGUCUAAUUGUAAGCAACAAUUUAAGAUUGAACAACAAGAGGUCCAACUUCAAAAAUUAGAAGAUGAAAAGAAAAGAUAUGAUGAGCAAGUUAAGAACCAUCAGGAACUAUUGGAGAAGCUAUUUGUGUUACAAAAAGAGAGGGAUUCUUUAAAAGAAGAAUAUGGACAAUUUUUGAAGCAGCUUGAUGUCCUUAUGAGAAAUUUUAAUGAGAAACACCAUCACCAUAAAGUCAAGCUUCAGAAAGCCAAGGAACGUUUAACAAAUGAAGUGGAACAACGAGAUGGAAGGAUUAAACAACUUGAAACUGAAGUUGAGAAGAUGCACAGUCUAAUGGAAAAGGAGAAGGCGUUCCAGGACCAAGUCACCACGCAGAAUGAGAAUCUGCUCCUUGAAAAGAAGCAACUUUUAGAGAAACUAACAGAACGAGAUGAAACUAUACAAGGCAACACAUAUACGAUCUCUUCAGUCCAGAAUAGGGUACUUUUUCUCGGUGAAGAAAACAAGCUACUGCAGGAAAAUAGCCAUCGGCUUACCCAGCAAGUUGGCCAACUAGAGCGAAUCCUCAGGAGUAUCCAGGUUCGAAGAGGGGAGGAGAUGACAAUAAGUGAGCAGUAUGAGAACGAGCUAUGGAAUAAGAAGCUGAUUUUUCCAAACUUAAGUUUUUCAAUAACAGGUUUGGCAAAGUCAAACGAAAAUCUUAAAGUGACUGAAGAACAGAAGUCCGAAGAACUACUUGGAAGCCCCAAGUCUUCUCUGUCUUUUUCACAUUCCCAACCUCCUGAAGUGGGCAGCUUAAAUAUGGCUUCUCUAGUAGGUAAACCUAGCAGCCAGAACCAAGACCGGAGUCAGGAUGGACCUAAUGGCGUCCAACAAGAGCACCAAGAAAAACUCUAGGCAGAAACCUGGAUGAAGAAGAGAAGGAAGAGAAAAAUAGGCACCCCAGGACACGAACUAGAAUUGCUAGAGAUUGCUGAUGAAGUCAUUAGACCAUUUAGAGAAACUGCAGGAUAUUUGUGUGUUUUACACAAAAUCUCAUAGUCUAAAGGAACUCCCUUGGAGGUAAUAUAGUCCCAUAUGUACCUAAACAAGAAUCUCUUAUACAGUCUUCCAAGAAGUGGUUUACCUGAAGACUAUCAGGGAUGGGGAGCUCAGUAUCUGCCUGGGUGGCCCAUUCCACUUUUAAAUCAUUAUUAUUAGGAGGUUUUUCCUGAUGUCCACAAAAAAAAAAAAAUCUUUCUACUGCCCUCUAGCGUCAUGCUAUAGUGGAAAGAGCACCGGAAAGACCUGAGUCUAAGCCUUCACUAGGAUACUUACUAGCUGUAUGACCAGAGGCAAAUCACCCAAUCUCUUCCUUGAAACUCUGUCAUUAGUCUUCGGAAUCUUUGAGAAAGCUCCUCUGUCUGAGAAUUGGUCCUCAUCCAUAAAAUUGGAAUAAUGCCUAUACUACCAGCUAUCACUGAAAAGAGAAAACACUUUGUAAACCUUCAAAUGCUUGUGUAUGUGAGUUAUUAUCGUUUCAUAAAUCAAACUCUUAAAUACUUCAAGUCAGCUAUCCUAUCUCCUACCCAAGUCUAUCUUCUCCAAAGUAAAUAUAUCCAGCUCCUUUAAUCAAUCCUCCUACAGCAUGACCUUUAGUCCUCUCAACGUCCUGAUCACCCUCCUCUGUCAAUGUGCUUCCUAAAAUGUGACAUCCAUUGCUAAACACACUCUCAUCAGUGCAGAGGACAGGGAAAUUAUUCCAGAGAGUAGACAGUGUAUUAUUCUUAAUGGACAUCGAGUUCUGUCAUAGUAUAUUAACAUCUUCAGGUGUUUUACUGUCAAUAUAAUGAAUGACCCAUGCUAUAUAACAUAUGUUCUACCAGUAUAACAUAAAAGCCGGUAGAUCAACAUUCUAUCUUUCGAGGAGGGAACAGCUAACUAUGGGCUUGCCAUACUUAGGUGUGUGGUCUGUGAGCUAAGAAGGGUUUUCACAUUUUUAAAUAAGGUUUACAUUUAAAUAUUUUACAUUUAAAAAAAUAUGAACACCCUUCUUGGUUCUGGGAGAUACAAAAACACUCUUCAGGGACUGGACUUAGCUCUCAAGCCAUAGUUUGCUGACCCCUGCUCUAGAAUGUGAUGAUUUAAAAAUGAGUU
Messenger RNA from Phascolarctos cinereus (koala), 3747 nucleotides. Lineage: Eukaryota; Metazoa; Chordata; Mammalia; Diprotodontia; Phascolarctidae. The record is from RefSeq and is a predicted model, not a curated record.